GCUUAUAGCUAUUGUGUUCGUUGUUGUCGGUGUGUUCGGCGCCAUCUUCGUUACAUUCGUGGUUGUUGUUGUGCUCGUGCUGGCUGCCUUGUGUGUCCUUCUGCAUCGUAAGCGGAGGUGAAGCCCGUGGUGGUAGCCUUGUCCGAAGUGACAACAUCAUGGAUGGCCGUGGAUGGCCGUCGGACACGCCCGUGUCGGGAGGGCAAGGAAGCCGGUUUCCGAGGUACAUGGGGAACGAGAACCUCGGUUUCGAAGCCAAGCUCUCCAUGGGACUGUCUUCUAUGACGUCGGACCCCAAGAACUGGAUUCGUCCUCGCCAGCAGACAUCCAUGCACAGUCGCUUCCCGGGCACAUACACAUCCGGCAUGGACGACUCGACGAGAGUUGUCACAGACCCAACUCCACGUGCUCAUCCUUUAGCUUCGCCAGCGGUGGGUGGAGCUGCAUGUGCUCCCGUUCACACAACGCGGAUCCAGGGCGGUCCUCGUCCUCAAGCCUUCCAAGGCGCCUCCUUUAUGCCUCCCCCGGCUCCCGCGUGUAUGAUGCCGCCUUCGGUCGACCGCUUACGGACCGCUGCUGUGGAGAGGGCGUGGCCGAACGUCCGCAAAGUUGGGGGUGGUAUCGUCGAAGAUGUGGGAGGGGUGCGGCAGGUCGUCGAUGCGCCCCCUUCACCUAUGGAUCAAGGUGACAACAAUGCACGGGCGGAUGGAGGUGGUGCACCUACGAAGAGGCAAACCAGGCCAUGGACGCUCGAGGAACGCCUCGAUUUGGCGAGGUUCAUGAAGGAAGAUGAUGCAAUGAUGACAAUGGUGUCUGGUCGACUGAAGCACGCCAGACGAUCAGUGAGGAACGAGUGGGUGUUAAGGAAGAUGAGGGAGGCUGGGUGGAUACGGUCUGCUGAGGACUGCAGGAAGAAGUGGUCUGACCUCAUGGGCAAGAUGAAGGACAUCCUGCACAAGUGCAACGCAUCAGGGAAGCCGUCGUAUUGGGACAUGAACGUCGAAGACAGGAAGAAGGAGGGAAUCCCGACGACGUUUGAGCAGCCGCUGUGGGAGGAGAUGGAGUGGGCGCACAAAAAGCCAUUUGUCACCUAUGACAACACCAUGGCAUCAUCAAACUGCCAGGGUGCUGAAAGCGGUGUUUCCGAUAAGGCAAUGGCUCUUCAGAAGGCGGGGGCCGGAGCAGUGCGACCGCCGAAGAAGACGAGCGCUUGCGUAAGAAACGGCGUGGGGCGACGGGAAAAGAGCGUGUUGGUGACCGCCCGCCGGUGCUGACUGUGGAGAGGGCUCUGCUAGAUUCCAACAUGGCGGUGAAUGAAGGGAUGGAGAAAGC
Messenger RNA from Chara braunii, 1332 nucleotides. The record is from the annotation of a GenBank genome assembly. NCBI's taxonomy places the organism in Eukaryota, Viridiplantae, Streptophyta, Charophyceae, Charales, Characeae.